AUGGUGUUGAAGGGGACACAAGAUGUGGUUAGGCACGGGGGUGCCGAAGGCAACACAAAGCUUGCGUAUCACAAGGCGAUGUGGCUAGGCACAGAGGUGCCGAAGGCAACACAAAGCUUGCGUGCACGAUGGUGCCGAAGGCAACACAAGAUGUGGCUAGGCACGGGGGGCCGAAGGCAACACAAAGCUUACGUGUCGCAAGACGAUGUGGCUAGGCAUGGAGAUGCCGAAGGGGACACAAAGUUUGCGUGUCGCAAAGCAAUGGGGCUAGGCACGGAGGUACCGAAGGCAACAAAUAGCUUGCAUGUCGCAAGGCAAUGUGGCUGGGCAUGCGGGUGCCGGAGGCGACACAAAGCUUGCGUGUUGCAAGGCGAUGUGGCUAGGCACGGGGGUGCCAACGGUAGGCUGCUUUUGCAAAUAUGUAUUCGGUAUGCUGGUGCCUUCAAACCCCAGGGUGUCUUCGGCACAAAUGGUGCUAAAGGGAGGGAAGAACAACAGAAGCUUCUUGUGUCGGUUCCCACAGACGGCCCCAAAAUGUUGAUGCUCAAAAUGGUGAGGACCUUAAGCAUGUGUGUAAAGACUUGGGCAAGCGAUAAAUGUAAAGAAGACAAGAUAUACGUGGUUCACCCUUAA
Messenger RNA from Prunus armeniaca (apricot), 633 nucleotides. NCBI's taxonomy places the organism in Eukaryota, Viridiplantae, Streptophyta, Magnoliopsida, Rosales, Rosaceae. The record is from the annotation of a GenBank genome assembly.